UACAUCAGUAAUAUUUACUGCGAAACUGUUACGGGUAGCUGUCAAAAGGGAAGGAAAAUGAAAAUUAUCCGCUACUUUUUCGUUUUCCUGUUUGUACUUAAAAGCACAUUCGCAUUUUCCAAACAAGGGUUAUGGGAAAAUGUUCCAUUUCCACAGAACAAGGGCUAUAUGCUGUUUACAAAGAGUAUGUACAAGAACACAAUUGUUUCCUUAAAAAUUGACUGUUCGUCAGAGACAUCACCAACAAAAAUCAAGAUAGACUGGUUGUUGCGGUAUACACCAUGCGCUCAGGAGUUUCAGUCUAUAGAAGGCCUAAAGGGAGAGGCGACAGCUGUUAAUAUGAUGAUGACGGAAGGGAAGCCUCAGCUGUUGUUUCCGGACUUCAAUUAUGAUACUAUAGAGUACAUUACUGACAAAGACAAUAUACAAAUAUGUGAUGGUUCAACAAUCUUUUUAGACCCUAAAAUCAAAAUUACCAAGGACAAAAUAGAAAAGGUGCCUGAAAAGACUGAAAAAGCGAAAGCAACCACCACAGAGAAGGCAAAAGAAACUGGGAAAAAAGAUACAGCAGCUCCAGCAAGACGUAAACGUGAAGAAACAGAUACGACUGAUAAAACACCUGCAUCAACAACAGGAACAACAACUCCAUCUGAGACAGAAGCAGUGACAACAAAUGUAUCAAAGAGUUUGAAACAAGAUCAAGAAGUAGAUCACCCAAGCCUUGCCAAAGUUUGGAAAUCUGGUUACUAUGCUUUUAUUGUAAGGAUAUCAGCAUUGAACACAGAUGAAAAGUUUGAUGCCAAAUUGACUGUUGCUAUGAAAGGGAAAGUUGGAUAUAUCUCGGCAGUAGAUUGGCCGCUACUCAUUUUUUAUGGUGUGAUGGGCCUAGUGUAUAUUAUUUAUGGACUAGUAUGGUUGGUAUUGUUAGCAUGUAAUUGGAGAGAUUUGAUGAGACUGCAGUACUGGGUUGGCGGUGUCAUUGUCCUAGGAAUGUUGGAGAAAGCUGUGUUUUAUGCUGACUACCAGAAUAUAGCAAACAAUGGCAAGUCGGUGACAGAGGGCACUGUGAUAUUUGCUGAGGUUGUUUCUUCAUUGAAGAGGGCUUUAGCCAGAAUGCUUGUCAUUAUUGUCAGUGUGGGCUUUGGUAUUGUCAAACCAAGAUUAGGCCCAACAUUCCAUAAAGUAUUGUUUGUUGGUGGUCUCUACUUUAUCCUAGCAACAGUAGAGGGCAGCAUGAGAACACUCAAGCCUAAAGGAGAUCAGUCAACAGAUCUGAUGUUGGCUGCAGUACCUCUAGCUGUUGUUGAUGCGUCUAUUUGUUGGUGGAUAUUCUCAAGUCUAGUGCAGACAACUAGACAGCUGCGUCUCAGGCGAAAUGUUGUCAAACUUACACUCUAUAGGCACUUCACUAAUACUCUUAUCUUUGCAGUAUUAGCGUCAAUCAUAUUUAUGAUAUGGUCAAUUAUACAGAUAAAGAUGAAGACAUGCUUGAGGGCUUGGAGAGAGAUCUGGUUGGAUGAGGCCUACUGGCAUUUGUUAUUCUCAAUUAUACUGGCAAUUAUUAUGAUUUUAUGGAGACCUUCUUCCAACAACCAAAGGUAUGCAUUUUCACCUUUGAUUGAUGCUGCGGAUGAUGAGGAUGAGGAGGAUGAGUCAGUUCUCAAUGAUGCCUUUGCUGGUAUGAAAAAUAGAACCAAGCAGGCAAAUGGAUCUCCAAAACAAAAACAAAACUCUAUUGAGGAUGAUUUGAAGUGGGUUGAAGAAAAUAUUCCAUCAACUUUAUCAGACAAAGCGCAGACAUUGAUUGAAUCUGAUGAGGAAAUCAUGACAGUGAAAUACGAAAUGUCAAAGAUGCAAUAACCUUGUGUGGGAUCCUUUAACAUUGACUGUGAUUUCUGUAUAUAUUAUCUAUGGACUCGGUCUGUACUACCACAGUUGUACAUGUUGGAUUUUCCUGUAUGACUGGUAGUUAGGGACUCAUUCUACAUCCAUAAUGUUCUUCUAGCUUGGGUUGACACAUUUUAAGUUGGAUUUUUGGUUCUGGACAAGCUUUUAGUUACAGCCAAAUUAUGAGAUAAAUAAAGAUGCUUCUUAGGAAAUGUUGAGAAAAGUGUUGAAGUUUUUAUAUACAUUCUGUUUUAAGACUUUAUUGUAGAAUUUUCUUGUAUGUAUUUUGCAUCUGUGUUUAGUUUUUUUGUUGUUGAAAGAAAUUUGUAUGAGACAUACUUACACUGUAUAAAUUUGUAUGAUAUUGUGCUCAACCUGAACUAGUCUGAUAUAUGGGAAAGGUUGUGUUGAAUCAGGAGUUUGACCGUCUUUAAACCAUAUAUUUUAUAGCUUCAAGCAAUGACAUACCAUAUUUAUUCCAUUAAACACCUUACUUCUCUGAAGCAGUUUAAGCAAAUGGUUGAAAAGCUGAUCUUUCAGACAUUUCUUGAACAGCAUAAUGUGUUUAUCUUUAUUUAAUGAAAUUUUUAUGGAUGGAAAAAGUAAAAAAAGCAAUUGAAAAAAGCACCCACUUCACACAGUCCUUGUUUCCAUCUUUUUGCCAACUCGUGCCUGAUGUAAAGUGUAGAGGGGCAUUCUACAUGACUUCCUUCUUCCUGGGAAGUUGCACUGUGACCUGAACUGUCCUGAUCAACGAAUCAGUAUUGUCCUGAUCUUCAUUUGUAUGGUGCUUAGUAGGAUAAAUGUGGUGGUCUGAAGCCGUGGGAUCAAUUCAGGUGCUUCAGUUAAUCCUUAUGGGAAUAUAGAAGACUAUUCUGUUAUCUAUUUUACAUUUUUGAUGUAUGUUGUACUGGGGUAAGCAGUGAAUUUCAUUGUGUGAAUGUAUACCUCCAUGUAUUAAAUGUCACAUAAAUUUCUGUUGGGGGGAAACUGAAUUUUUGUUUUUCAUGUGUAAUUCACGAAUCUUAUUUAUGCUUGUGGAAUAUGUUAUAAUCCUCUGUUCAUAAUAAGAGAUAAAUAUGUAUAGUCACACUUUAUGUCAAGUGCCAACACGGGCUGUUCUAUUGUAGUUGGUCUUAAUUCACAGGUAAACUGCUUGGCAGUUGUUGGAAAUUAAACAAAUGGUCUUCAGAAGUAUUGUGGUUACUGUAUAUUGGUGGUGUUAAUCACAGGGUUGACUGUAUUUGUUCUUUCAUAUGUACACAUUUCAUUAUUUUGUUGAUCUUCAAAUAUCAUUGUAAACAAUAAAUUAUAAUUACUUUGAUGUUUCUGUAUAAACUUAGGUAUACAAAAUGAUCAGGUUGUUAAAAAAUCCUGCAGUUUCUGGUUAACGUUUUAGCCCACCUGAGCACGAAAUGCUUUGGUCAAGCUAUUUUGAUCACUCUCUGUCCGUCUGUAUUCUGUCUGUCGUCCUUCCAUUUGCGCUUUUUUAGAGAUGAUCAGAAUUGCACCAAAGUAAGCUGGUAGCAUCCUGGCAUAGUCCAAAGCCUGUUUAAAUGUUUUAGCUUGGCCUCUUUAAGCGUCCGCCAGAGCUAAAAAUAGAAAAAAAACACCUUUCAGUGACUUCUUUUCGUGAACUGCUUAAUGGAUUUUCAUCAAACUUGGUCUGUAGCAUCAUUAUAUGGUCCUCCAAAAUGUUUUUCAUUGUGGAUGCUUGGCCCAUUUAAUAUAUUUCAAAGUAUACUUGAUAAGGGAAACAAAUUGCACCAAUCAUGUUUUGAGUGUGUUUUAUAAGGUUUGAAGCAGAAAGAGGGUGGUAUUUCAAAGCAGCUUGUAGUGCAUGGGAUCUAUGUCCAUUGCUCCCAGAUCAAGGCUUCACUUGAAUUUCAAAGAUUUAUUAUGGUGCCUGUGACUAAGGUCUAGCUUAAAGGUCAUGGUUACAUAGAUCAGAUGUUUACAGACUAGACCAUGACUCUGUUGUUGGUGAAAAGUUUUGGUACAAAUAGCAUUUCCACUCCGUAUCUUAAGUUACUUGGCAAUUACAUUUCACUAAAGCAUGAAAUGUGGUAUACAACAUAAUGUUAAUUGUUCAAGACAUUUUCCUAAGAGUCCAUUAGGUUCUGUGGUUCUUCCAAUGAUUUGGAAAGACAUUCUUGUUUAUGCUAGCAUUGCAUGACUGCUGUCGAGUACAUUGUCUGAUUGAGUAUGGAUUGGGAACCAUUACUUUAGUACUUCCAUAAUUUGAAAGAUAAUUGACAGUUCUGCUCAACUCAUUAGCAUUUAUAGCUUGUAAUGAUUAAUGUUGAGGUGAUACAUUGAUACCACCUAUGUUUCAUGAAUGGAAACAUUAUGGAGUCAUUCAUGACAGAAUAACUGGUAUACAUGUAACAAUGUCAUGUCCUAUUUUUUUACAAUUGUGAAGUGCAAAUUAAUGUAUAUGCAUUAAUAGCGCAUUUUAAUUAAGUUAGCAUAAUUUGGUUAAUGCUUCUUAAAAGCAGUAUUGAACUUACAAAUGAAUGUUAAUCAUUUUAUUAAAAGUAUAUUUGAAAACAUUAAAAGAUAUUUUACAAUUGUGAAUAUGAACAGAUCCCUGCAUCAAGAGAUGCUGUUGUAAUAUGCAUAUUUAAAGGGAUGACAUAAAGUAGGUGAUGGAUUCAAGCACCUGCUAGUCCUUGAUUUGACUCUCAGUAUCACAGACUUAGUGACAACAUUAUUUGGAUAAAUCGCUGGAAAGCAGGGUUAUACCAAUAUUUCCGAGACAGUAUUUUCUGCUCGCUAAUAUACACACAAGAUCAGUGUCAUUGUACAAACUGUUGCUGGGUCGUUAGUGAUUUAGUACAUACAACACCUUGAUACACUUCCAUCCAGGAUAAUUAGACAUUCAACAAAAGCGUCUUUAGAAUACAGUGCAUUUGCGAUGCUACGAAUCACAAUUUAACGAAAUACCGGUAUACUACGAAAAGGUGUUGUGACCCUGGCUGCUUUCCAUCUUAUUUCAAUGUAACAAAGUUGCGGUUUGACGAAAAUGCAAUUUUACGAAAAAUGCGCUCCUACGAAUGUAUUGUUAUGCCCUUAAAGCCUGUUUUCAACUUGUUUAUCCCCCCGCCAAAGGCGAAGGGGAUAUUAGAAAUGCUCUCCGUCCGUGCGUGCGUGAGUGCGUCCGCAACGAUCUUUGUCCGGAGCAUAACUCCAAAAGUACUGGAGGGAUUUUCUUCAAACUUCAUACACUGAUAGAACACAUUGGGAGGAAGUGCAGUGUGCAAGAACAAUAACUCUACCUUGCCUAUUUUUUGAGUUAUUCCCCUUUAUCUUAUUUUCUUAAAAAAUUUUGUCCGGAGCAUAACUCCAAAAGUACUGGAGGGAUUUUCUUCAGACUUCAUACACUGAUAGAACACAUUGGGAGGAAGUGCAAUGUGCAAGAACAAUAACUCUACCUUGCCUAUUUUUUGAGUUAUUCCCCUUUAUCUUAUUUUCUUAAAAAGUUUGUCCGGAGCAUAACUCCAAAAGUACUGGAGGGAUUUUCUUCAAACUUCAUACACUGAUAGAACACAUUGGGAGAAAGUGCAGUGUGCAAGAACAAUAACUCUGCCUUGCCUAUUUUUUGAGUUAUUCCCCUUUAUCAUAUUUUCUUAAAAAAAAUUUGUCCGGAGCAUUUCUUCUUCAUGCAUAGAGGGAUUUUGAUAUAACUUGGCACAGAUGUUCACCACCACGAGACAGAAUGUCAUGCGCAAGAUCCAGGUCCCUAGGUCUAAGGUCAAGGUCACACUUAGAGGCCAAAGGUCAGAUACAAGAAUGACAUUGUCCGAAGCAUUUCUUCUUCAUGCAUGGAGGGAUUUUGAUGUAACUUGGCACAAUUAUACACCAUCAUGAGACGAAGUGUCAUGCGCAGUUCCCUUCUUUAGAAUUACUUCCCUUUGUUGUUACUUUAAAUAGCUUUUAUUGUAACUUUUUCAUUACUAGUCGUAGGGAAAAAUCGAGACCACUUUUCUGUAGUACAACAUGCAUGCUACAUCCAAUUUUGAGGUGUAUUUUGACCAAUCUCUACCUGGUAAAGAUUUUUUUGUGGACUUGCAAUUUUUUUUUUUUUUUUUUUUUUUUUUUUUAAGAUUAACUUCCCUUAGUUGUUACUAUAAAUAACUUAUAUUGUAACAUUUUUAUAAUUGACCGUAGGGAAAAAACAAGACCACUUUUCUGUGGUACAACAUGGAUGUUACUUUCCAAUUUUACGUGUAUUUUAAGAUAUCUCUACCUGGUAAGGAGUUUUUUGUGGACUUAGAAAAACAAAAGACUUACAAUGAUUACUAAACAACCACAAAAUUAAAAUUCCAUUUGCAAAUACAGCUGCAAGAGUAAAGAAAUUUGCUGUGACGGGCAUAUAUUGUGACAUUCUGGCACUCGUAUUCCCUGUUAGCUUUCCAUUCCUUCUUUUUACAGUAGCCAUAUAGAAAAACAUCAUAGCUGUACUGUUCAUGAAAAUUAAUAAAAUUUAGCAGUAAACCACCUCACCACUGACUUAUUCUUUCUUCCACAUCUUUAAAACCCCUGAUGCGGACCACAACUAAAUGGUUCUUCAAAGCUUUCCCCAAAAUUAAUACUUUCAGACACUAACUUGCCAGGAACUUUAGCCUUCAGUUAUAACAUGCCCGGCGGGGGGAUUGGCCAUGUCUAACAUGGCUCUUGUUUUAGUUGCGAUUUUAUGAAUACCUGUAUCAUCUAAGUUUUCACACCUUCCAUAACGGCGUGAAAACGCUUUAGAGUGCAAAGUGUCACUAUCAUUUAGCUGGGUGUAAACAGUAAUUAAAGUAUGAAAACCUAGUAAUUAAAUUCGAAACACAUAUGCUGUACACUAUGACACAAGUUAGUGGUUAAUUUUUUCUCCUAUAAUUACAGUACAAUCGCGAUCCUACGAAAAGCAAAGGGACCGGCCUUUUUUUUAACGUAAUAUCGCAUUUUCGUUCGAGCGUAGCAUAGGAAAUUUCGCUAUACAGCACCUUAAUAUCUACACGUCGUAACCCGUGAUAUUUAAACAUGUGAUUUUCAUAUCGGAGUACAUGUAUACCAAUUUUAUAUGUACAUCUUGUUUACUACAAAUCUUAUUUGAAUCUGAACUCGGAUGGUAUCUAGAAUGUAAAACGGGUUUGUUUUUUCUUCUUCACUUUUUAUUCACUGUACAUAAAACAUAUACAUGGUACAUUGUUGCACGAGAACAAAAAUUGCAAUUGCUUAUUUCAAUAACCUCAACUACCCUUUAUUGUUUCGGAAUAAUAAAAUGACAAUAUACAGACCAUCAGGACUUAAAUAUUUUUUUUAAAUUAUUUUCUUUAUACAGCAAUUGAUUAAGACAUAUAGAUAUCGUAGCAAGUGUGACUGGUAUGCCAUCCGAUCUGAUAGUUAUAAUUUCUCCCCAAGAAGAAAUUGUCUAAAAUUUGUAGAGAAGAUAAAAUUGUGCAGUUCCUACAUGACAUACAUGUACCUGCACCAACUGCAAGGGACAUCCAUUAUAAUAUAGAGCAUUAUACAAGAAGUAUAUUGUUUCUCAGAAUUAUAAAUAUGUUACUAAGUUAAUUGUAUUAUGCAUUAUGCAUUUUAAUAGACACUUUUAUUACAGUAAUUAUGACUAUAUAAUUUAGUAUAUUUAUGAGGUUUCAUUAGGGUGAAAAGUUUAACAUGUGGGCACAUACAUAUUUUCAUAGGUGACUUAUGAAUGACAUUCAUGAAUUUAUUGCACUUUAAUGGUUUCAGAUGUAUGUCACUGAAUACAGUCAAUUGAUGCAUCCCAGAUAGAAAAAUUGCUUCUUUCAUUAGUGCAGUACUGUAUCAUUUAUAUCUCUAUUAAUACCUACAGUUACCAUACAUAUUAUUUAGUUAAGCGUACUAUAGAAGUUCAUAUCAUGCCUUAGUCAUUUGAUUUUACGAGGGUAAAUUUUUCUGCGUACAUACACAUCACACAAAAUAAUCAGUCUAGAAGACGGUGCAUGAUAAACAUAAUUAAGCAAAUUGAUUGGAAAUUAAGGGUUAAUACUGUGACUUUGAUUUUAGCCAGGAAGUUUUUAGCCUAUUCAAAAUUUUUCAAGGAGUAAAGCUUUUGUCAGCAUCCAAGUCGGCAACAAUAGUCUUGCAUAUAAGUAGGUUUCUCUAAAACUGGUAGGCCAAAUGCAUUCAAAUUUAACAUGUUUCACUGGUAUCAUGAGAUUAUCUCAAAGGACAAGUUACAAACUGUAGCUUUUAAUUUGCCAAAAUCGUGUCCCUUUGUAACGUAAUUUUGAAUAGAAUUUUACAUGUAAGCAGCUUUCUCAAAAGUCAUUUGCCAAAUGCUUUCAAACUUCACACAUAUCUUCUGCAUCAUGAGAUGACCUCACAGUGCAAGUUAUAUCUCUCCUAGCUUUUAUUUUGUUAAAAUUUUGUCAUUUUCAUACACUGAAAAGAACAUACUAGGUGAUACACAGGUCAUUUGUAUCUCUGUGUGUUUGCAGUUUCAUUUCAUUUCAUUGAUUUCAAUAUGCUUUGACAGCUGAUCCCCAAACUUGAUACACAUUGCUCAUCAGUAUUGCUUGAUCAUAUUGAUUUGAGGUGGCUCCUGCAUCAUGUAUUGGCCAUUCUGAGCCAGGUUCCAGAUUUCUGGUGUAAGUUAUGCCCCUGUUUCAGCUAAAGUUUUGUCUUUUAACUAGUGUUAGGCAAAUAGUCUUCAAAUAACAGAGUAUGCUGUCAUUAGACAACUCUUGUUGCUUUUAUAUCUUGCUAUCUAUCUGCCAGGGAAAGAGUGGGUUAAGUUUGAAAUCCUGCUUUCUAUGUGAAGUUGGAAGUGCACUAAGGUUUUUUAUGCCCUUGGGCAUAUAGCGAUUGAACUGCCCGUUUGUCUUUACAUAUAAACCGAAGAGCCUACAGCCCGCAUUUAUGACCUGAUUUAGUUAAUACUCGCACUGAACAAUCCUUGUGGAAUGAUUUACAAACUGACCAUUAUAUAAAUGACCUUGACCCUCAUAUGUCCUUCACCUUUAAACUUAAACCUUAACAACAUUUUUGGUACUACAGCCCACAUAAAUACCCAAUUUUGUUCAUUCUCGCACUCGACUAUCUAUGUGGCAAGACCUACAAACUGACCUAUAUAUAUAGAUGAACUUGACCGUUGUAUUUUUUUCCCCUGAAAAAAACUACAUCUUUGGUCAUACACCCAGGCAUAUGAUUCUGAGGCUACCAUUGUUGGAUGCAUUAUAUCAUUGGUCAGUCUAAUAAUGUGAGAGUUAAGACUGUAAUGUUUAUUUCAUAAAGUAUGUAGAGAAGCUUAUUAGCCCACCAUCUGAUGAUGGUGGGCUAUUCAAAUCACUCUGCGUCCGUGGUCCGUCGUCAGUCCGUCCAUUAACAAUUUCUCGUUAUCGCAUCUCCUCGGAAACUACUAAGGGGAAUUUUGACCAAACUUUGUCAGAAUGAUGUAUUGGUACCCAAGUUGUGUCCUGCUGAAAAUCAGACUGGUUCAACAAUUUUUGAGUGAGUUAUGGCCCUUUGUAUUAUUUUAUAAUUUAUAUAGGGAAAAACUUUGAAAAUCUUGUCCAAAACCACAGGGCCUAGGGCUUUGAUAUUUGAUAUGUAGCAUCAUCUAGUGGUCCUCUACCAAGAUUGCUCAAAUUAUUUCCCUGGGUUCAAAUAUGGCCCCAGGGGUCACAUGGUUCAUAUAGACUAAUAUUGGGAAAAACGUAAAAUCUUGUCCAUAACCUACAACAUUCAAAUUUGGACCACAUGUAUAGUUUUGAGUGGCAAGAUGAACCUUUAAACAACUUUGUGUCAUGAAUUGCCUUAUGGAUCUUCAUUAAAUUUGGUCUGUAGCAUCAUUAUAAGGUCCUCUCUCAAACCCUUUGUGUCAUGAAUUGCCUUAUGGAUCUUCAUUAAAUUUGGUCUGUAGCAUCAUUAUAAGGUCCUCUCUCAAACCCUUUGUUCCAACAGGGUCACUUGACUCCUUCUAGAUGCCAGUUGCACUAUAACAGAAAUACAUUUAAACAACUUCUUCUUAUCAUGAACUACAUGAUGGCUCUUCAUCAGAAUUGGUCUGUAGCAUCAUUUUAAAGUCAUCUGCCAAAUUUGAGGAAAUAGGGGAACUAUACCCCUUCUAGAUGCCAGAUGCACAAGAAACAGAAAUACCCUUAAACAACUUCUGCUCAUGACCCACUUGAUAGAUCUUCGUCAAACUUAGGAUGAAGCAUCAUUUUAGGGUUCGCUACAUUUUUUUUUCAAAGGGGUCGAUAAAGCUAAAAAUAGAAAUACCUUCAAAACAUCUUCUCAUGAAACAUUUGAUGGAUCUUCAUCAAACUUGGUCUGUAGCCUUUUUAAAAAAGUCCUCUUUUCAAAUGGAGGCCCUAGAGUUAAAUAUAGAAUUAUUUUAGAAGGGUUUUUUCUCUUGAACUGCUUAGUGGAUCUUCAUAAAAUUUUAUUUUUCAUACUCGUAGUAUCCUUGUAUGGUCCACUGGCACCAGAUCAGAAAGAAAAUGCCUCCGUACGUGUUAUACCCUACCCCUAGGUAUUCUAUAAGAACCAUGGUCAUGAACGGGAAAAUAUACUAACCCAUUCCAAUCGCGUAUUUCAUACCUAAAACACGCAGUUCAGUAAAUGUGUACUAUUGAUAUUAAACAAGCGAUAAUUUAUCUUCCAUCGUGCACCAGUCACAUUGUCCCAAUAUUCCAUAUUGCAGAGAUGCUCCAUAUAUUUCAUGCUUUAGUCAACGUUACAGAAAAAACUUGCGUGAACUCCCCUAAUGAACAUCCGGUCUAGAGGUCAUGGCAGUGUGCACAUGUUAAGCGAAAUGUAAACAAACAAAAACAGAAUGCAAUAUAUUUACAGUUUUACGAUAAGACUCGAAAUGAUGAAUGAAAUUCAUCUUGUAUAUGAUUUUGAAUUUGAAAUCAUACAUUGGUAUACAUCUAUUCUGUUUGUUUAAUUCAUUUUGCACAUUUAUGCUGCAUAUGAACAUUUUAGCGUACACGUGUAGUAAAAUGACGACUGACAUACAUUUCCACAUCAGCCAAUCAGAGUGUGUCUGUAAUCUAGACCGGAACUUCACCAGGGAAGUUCAAGCAAGUUUUUUGUGUACCUUUGAAAAAACUGUAAACUACACAUUGUUUUUCGAAGAUAAGAAGUAUUGAAGAAAUGUGACCGGUACACAACGGAAGAUAAAUUACCACUUGUUUGAUAUCAAUAGUACACAUUUACCGCACUGCGUGUUUUAGGUAUGAAAUACGCGAUUGAAAUGGGUUAGUAUAUUUUCCCGUUCACGACCAUGGUUCUUAUAGAAUACCUAGGGGUAGGGUAUAACACGUACGGAGGCAUUUUCUUUCUGAUCUGGUGCCAGUGGUAUGGUCGCCAAUCUUUUUUUUUUCAGAUGAGGACACUUGACCUGUUUUAUGUUUUUUGUAAUACUAAACACAAUAGUUACCAUUCAUGAUUCAGUGUGAUGAACAUAUAUUCAAAGUCAAAUGAUCAACUUAGGGCCACUAUUUCAUUCUUGUUUUUAGCUCACCUGAGCACGAAGUGCUCAAAGGUGAGCUUUAGUGAUCGCCCUGUGUCCGUCGUCCGUCAUCGUCCGUCCGUCCAUCCGUCGUCAACAUUUUGACUGUUAACACUCUAGAGGUCACAUUUUUGGCCCAAUCUUAAUGAAACUUGGUCAGAAUGUUACCCUCAAUAAAAUCUUGGACGAGUUCGAUAUUGGGUCAUCUGGGAUCAAAAACUAGGUCACCAGGUCAAAUCAAAGGAAAAGCUUGUUUACACUCUAAAGGUCACAAUUUUGGCCCAAUCUUAAUGAAACUUGGUCAGAAUGUUACCCUCAAUAAAAUCUUGGACGAGUUUGAUAUUGGGUCAUCUGGGGUCAAAAACUAGGUCACCAGGUCAAAUCAAAGGAAAAGCUUGUUAACACUGUAGAGGUCACAUUUUUGGACCAAUCUUAAUGAAACUUGGUCAGAAUGUUACCCUCAAUAAAAUCUUGGACGAGUUUGAUAUUGGGUCAUAUCAAAGGAAAAGCUUGUUAACACUCUAGAGGUCACAAAUUUGGCCCAAUCUUAAUGAAACUUGAUCAGAUUGUUAUCCUCAAUAAAGUCUUGGACGAUUUCGAUAUUGGGUCAUCUUGGGUCAAAAACUAGGUCACCAGGUCAAAUCAAAGGAAAAGCUUGUUAACACUGUAGAGGCCGCAUUUAUGACUGUAUCUUCAUGAAACUUGGUCAGAAUGUUAAUAUUGAUGAUCUUAAGGUCCAUUUUGAAUCUGGGUCAUGUAGGGUCAAAAACUAGGUCACCAGGUCAAAUCAAAGGAAAUGCUAGUUUACACUGUAGAGGCCACAUUUAUGACCUUAUCUUAAUGAAACUUGGUGAGAAUGUUAAUCUUGAUGAUCUUUAAGUCAAGUUUAAAUCUGGGUCAGGUGGGAUCAAAAACUAGGUUACUAGGUCAAAUCAAAGGAAAACCUUGUUAACACUCUAGAGGCCAUAUUUACGACUGUAUCUUCAUGAAACUUAGUCAGAAUGUUAAACUUGAUGAUCUUUAGGACAAGUUCGAAUCUGGGUCAUGUCGGGUCAAAAACUAGGUCACCAGGUCAAAUCAAAGGAAAAGCUAGUUAACACUUUAGAGGCCACAUUUAUGACCAUAUCUUAAUGAAACUUGGUCAGAAUGUUAGUCUUGAUGAUCUUUAGGUCAAGUUUAAAUCUGGGUCAGGUGGGGUCAAAAACUAGGUCACUAGGUCAUAUCAAAGGAAAACCUUGUUAACACUCUAGAGGUCACAUUUAUGACUGUUUCUUCGUGAAACUUAGUCAGAAUGUUAAACUUGAUGAUCUUUAAGUUCGAAUCUGGGUCAUGUCGGGUCAAAAACUAGGUCACGGGAUCAAAUCAAAGGAAUAGCUAGUUAAUACUUUAGAGGCCACAUUAAUUUAUGACCCUAUCUUAAUGAAACUUGGUCAGAAUGUUAAUCUUAAUGAUCUUUAGGUCAAUAGGUCAGGUGAGCGAUACAGGGCCUUCAUGGCCCUCUUGUUUUUAAUGUUCCAUUCAUUUCUUUCUUAAAAUUGUUGAUUAUGUUCCAGAUAGAUGCUACCUGACAAGUGUAGUAAUGCAUGUAACUUUGUUAGAAUUAUAUUAUUAUUUCUGUUGAUGUAAAUAAUGUUUGUAUAUAAGUGGUUUGUAAAGUUGCAAGUGAUUGCAAUAAAUAUAUUAAUAAGUC
This is a messenger RNA of Mercenaria mercenaria, 13070 nucleotides long. Its product is annotated as transmembrane protein 87A-like. Gene Ontology annotation, cellular component: Golgi apparatus; membrane. The record is from RefSeq and is a predicted model, not a curated record. Gene Ontology annotation, biological process: retrograde transport, endosome to Golgi. Lineage: Eukaryota; Metazoa; Mollusca; Bivalvia; Venerida; Veneridae. The coding region runs from base 58 to 1860 and encodes 600 amino acids. The transcript is spliced from 18 exons.